CUUUAUUUGGAGACUAAUGUCUGAGGCUAGUGACGCUGUCAUAAUAUAAUGGGGAAUACUGAUAUCGUUAUUUCUCGUCGUGGACCGCCGCUCAUGAAUACUGCAAACAAGUCCUUCAGUAGCUCAAUAAAACCUACAUCACGAUUGCUCACCUGGUAUUGGUCAGCCUGUGGCGUUUGUCUUAUUUUAUAUCUGUCACUAUAUUUGUAUUCUCUGGCUAAACAUAACAGAUUUACAUCACUACCUCCACCCUUAAGGGCGACAGAAUCAACUGAAUUGUUGUACCAAAGAAUACUUCAGAAUAAACUCCAAACAAAAGAGCAAUUAUUUCAUCAACUUGAGCAAGAGUUUAGGAAUCAAUGGUGCCGACAGAGAAAGACGCGGGUCAACUGGGAACAAGUAAUGCGACCGUGUUCGGAUAAUAUGGCCUGGGGUCAAGUGAAGCCAGGAUGGGACAAAAGCCAACGAACAAGUGUAUCAAUGAGUACCAUCUAUUAUCAGGAUAUUCGUCCAGCCAGAGAGUUUAGUAGRAUAUUCAUUCAAUCGAGAACAAAGGAUGGUCAAAUCAAACGGAUUGGUGGGGAUUCUUGGAGAGUAUAUCUACGUGGACCGUCAUCCAUUGCUGCCACUGUGUUUGAUCAUAAUAAUGGCACAUACGAAGCUCUGUUUCUCGUUAUGGAACCAGGGACGUACACACUAAAAGUCAUUCUUGAUUUUAGCAUAUGUGAUGGGUUUAGGGAUCCUCCCAUCGAUUGGUUUAUCAAAGGUAAUCAUCAUGGAAAGAAACAAGAGGAGGGGAUAUUAGGCUAUUUAGAUGAUUACCUACAUGAAACAAUAGACGGACAGCUGUCAAUCAACAUAACUAAAUCCCGAAUGACCAUGCCCAUUGAAGGAAUUUUAACCCAGGAAGCUUGUGGUGCAGGUUGUGAUUUCCUCAUUGAUGGAUAUGGUAGAUGGAUCAAUAACAGGGAUUGGCUUCCAUUUAUAAAAGAGGCGGAUAUUCCUAGAGUACAAUCAGGAAGAGGUCCAUCAGGUAUGCUCAUCUCGUAUGGAGACUCCGUAGCAUUGCGGUUUGGUCUAUCUUUGGCAAGAAAUAAAAAGAUAUGUGGUGAACUGUACAAGUCGUGUUCUUAUAGAUAUAACUGGAUCUACCCUGUUGGGAACGAACAGGCUGAGAUACAGAAUAACGAUGACUUUGAUUUUAAUGAAGACCUUGUCAUCCAUUACAUAAGACAGGUCCUGGAACAACUUGUCAUGAACGAUACUAGCAGCACCUUAGUCAUAAAUAUGGGCUUACAUUUUGUCAUGUCAAUAAACUUCACUACUUACCAGCAUUUUAUUGACMAAACCAUUGGAGUUUUCUUAGAAAACCAAUAUGGUGUUGGCCAAAACAAGUCACAAUUAAAGCACAAAUCAAGAAUYAUAUGGAAAACUACAACUGUUAUUUCUAAAGAGCAUGCGGUUUCUUCAUCGAAUGCAACAAAAUGGAGGUUCUUCACGACUCAGCGAAUACUUCUCUUCAAUUCCUACGCAACGUGGGCAAUGUGUAAGGCUGGGAUCCCUGUGCUUGAUGUUCAUCCAGUUACAGAUUCCUACCCGCCUGGGGCAGAUGAUGUGGUUCAUUAUCCAGAUUCUGUAUUCAGUAAUGCUGAAAAAGCCUUGGAAAGCUUUAAAAUAAAUGAAAUAAAUGGCAAAAAAAGAACAGAACUGCCACCCAAUGCAAAUUAAGAAUGUGGUGACAGAGUGAACACAAGACUGAACUACUUUAUCUAACAAAUCACUGCCCAAGUAAGCACGAAUAGACAACCCAUUAUUGAUAAUGACCUGCGCGCGCGGUCACCCUGUGGUUUAAACGUCACUAAUUUCGGUAAUUGAUGACGAAAUAAAGUGCGUCAUAAAGGUAA
Molecule: messenger RNA, 1904 nt
Organism: Actinia tenebrosa (Australian red waratah sea anemone)
Lineage: Eukaryota; Metazoa; Cnidaria; Anthozoa; Actiniaria; Actiniidae
Source: RefSeq, a predicted model, not a curated record